Molecule: messenger RNA, 1668 nt
Organism: Bombyx mori (domestic silkworm)
Lineage: Eukaryota; Metazoa; Arthropoda; Insecta; Lepidoptera; Bombycidae
Product: tRNA (guanine(10)-N2)-methyltransferase homolog
Exons: 9
Coding region: 173-1627 (484 amino acids)
Biological process (GO): methylation
Cellular component (GO): cytoplasm
Molecular function (GO): nucleic acid binding; methyltransferase activity
Source: RefSeq, a predicted model, not a curated record
CUUAGGCUUAAAGGUCGAGAUACAAGCAGCGCUGCCUUAGUACAUGAAAAAAAAUCUAACCAAAAUAAAAACAGCAGCACGUGACAUUCUUAGAUUAAUGAUAAAUUAAAAGAUAAUUACAGUUAAUAGAAAUACAAAAAACUCAUGGAACUAAUGUGUACUUGAAGUUAAAAUGUGGCGGCGAUAUUUAUUAUGGUUCGCUCACGAACACGUUGAUUUCAGACAUGCUGAAAUCAAUAGUAUUUUGUCCUUAUUCAAAAUACCCAUCAAAUUCAUUGAGAAACCGUGUUUGGAGAAGCCGUAUUGGAUUGUAGAGCUCCCUUCAGAGGAUUGUGCGAAAAAGAUCGCCUCUCGGUCUGUUUUGAUGAAAAAUUGUAUAGAAUUGUGGUCAAGAGCUAAAAGUAUUGACCAAUUACAUAUUAAUUUACGCAAAUCACUUCAAAAUACCACCUCUAAAUGGAUUUUCGAAAAUGUGGAAUGUGCUGAACAUAUCUGCCCUAAAGAAUUGAUUGAUGUGUGCUGUUCACCUAACAGUUCAUUUAAAAUAGAAGUCGAAACAUUCUGCAAACAUUUUUCAAUCCAGGAAAAACUGGAUAAAAUUGAGGAAUUUACAUACUUACCACUGAAAGGAUCAGUCAAAUUAAAGAAUCCAGAUAUUACAUUAUCAUACCUGGAGUUUUAUGGAGUUAAUCCUAAUAAUGUACCUGAACAACCUUAUGACUUGUUCUUUGGAAAAUGGAUAUCUGAAGGUCAAAGGGAUUUAAUUCGGUUUCAUUCAUUAAAAAAACGCAAGUUCAUUGGGAAUACAAGCAUGGAUGCGCAACUAGCUAUUGUGAUGGCUAACCAAGCCCAAAUUGCUCCCGGUCAUAUUGUGAUUGAUCCUUUUGUGGGCUCUGGUUCAUUGUUGAUUGCAGCUGCACAUUUUGGAGCAUACGUAUGGGGUUCAGAUAUUGACUACAUGAUGCUACAUGGUAGAACGAGACCAACACGAGUCGGUCAAAAGGUACGAUCAAAAGAGGAGAGUAUUAAGAAUAACUUGAAGCAAUAUGGCACGGAGUCUAAAUACAUUGAUAUACUGGUCAGUGAUUUUUCGUUGCCGCUCUGGAGGGAUGGAGUUAAAUUCGACGCUAUGAUUACCGAUCCACCGUACGGCGUUCGCGAACCAACAGAGAAGAUUGGUAUAGAGCGAAACAAUUACACUCUAUCUGAGGAGCACCUCACAAAUCACAUACCUUCGAAAGUGGAAUACGGCCUUCCUCAUAUCUACAGUGACCUGUUGAAUUUUGCCGCAAGACAUUUGGAGAUGAACGGGAGACUGGUCUGUUGGUUUCCUGUUAUUAGGGCCGACUAUCAAGAUGAGCAGCUGCCUUCUCAUCCGUGCCUCAAGUUGAUCGCAAACUCGGAACAGAUCUUAACCAAGUUGACAGCGCGACGCCUGCUGACGUAUGAGAAGAUAUGUGAUGACGUAUCCAGCGUAACUGUUGAUCCCAGCAGUGGAGUUCCCAAUUUUAGAGACAAAUACUUUGCAAUCGGAGAAGAAACAAGACGCGAACGUAAGGAGAGGAGAGCGGAGGAGAUAGCCACGUACGCGGCGGUGAAAGCGAGACUCGGUAAUGAAGUCACAUAGCGCAAUUUAAAUGUAAACUGUAAUAUAUCAUUUUAAAAUAA